AAUGCGAAUUAUCGUGAUUAUAUAAAGUAAUAUACGCUGUAAUAUUAUCUAGCUGAAGGCCUAAACAUGCAUGAUGUUAUCUUAAUACCGACUUAAUUAAAGCGCGUAUUCAAGAAAGACUUUUACGCUAAACAUUUAUAUUUGGCGCAUUUAUUUUAAAGCAGGCGUGUCUUAAAACAUCAACUUCUAGUCCAGUAUAAUCUGUAAUAUGGAUAAUUUAUCUGUGUUAAACGCGGACGGAGCAGAGCCAGAUGUGGAUAAAUGUCACAUCUGUCUGAGUCCCUUCACAGAGCAGACUGUGGCUUCUCUGAACAGCUGCCAGCAUGUUUUCUGUCUUCAGUGUAUCCUUCAGUGGUCCAAGACAGCAAACACUUGUCCAGUGGAUCGGAUCAGCUUCACCUUCAUCCAUCCUGGAGGCGAUGCUCAAAAGAAGAUCAAAGUGAGGACGCACAGAAAGGAGGAGGAGGAGGAUGAUGAUGAUGAUGAAGAGGAGCGGAGCCAUGCUGUUAUCUGUGAGGAAUGCGGACGCAGCGACCGUCGGCACCGACUGCUGGUGUGCAUACACUGUGACUCAGGGUAUCAUAUGGACUGCUUGACACCUUCAUUAAGCACAAACCCAGAAGGUGACUGGGUUUGUGCUGAUUGUGUUGUCACUCCUCAUCAUACAGAAGGCUCAGUGGUAGAAGAAUAUAUCAGUGAUGGGGAGCUAACGGACCUGUUAGCCGACGUAGAUGAGAUGCCGUCUACCAGCAGUCGCCUUCGACCCUCCACCAUGAAUCAGCCCAGCAGCUCCACCGGACGACGACGACACAGCCAGAGGAUCCAGAGCAGAGCAAGCAGCAGUCCUAACCCUCGCCCCCAAACCUCCUGGCACGUGCCUAAAUACUUGAUACGAGCAUCAAAGCCUGCAGUCACAACAGAUGAACCGCUUCCACACAGCGACACCGGCAGCAGUGCGUCAGAUAAUUUAAAGAUGAGAAAAAGAAGGAAGCGUGCAACUUGAGCUGCUGGAUUACAGUUUAUAUCGUCAGCAGCUGAACGUGCCACUACCAGAAACGACCACACGGUGG
Molecule: messenger RNA, 1070 nt
Organism: Scomber japonicus (chub mackerel)
Lineage: Eukaryota; Metazoa; Chordata; Actinopteri; Scombriformes; Scombridae
Product: PHD and RING finger domain-containing protein 1-like
Exons: 7
Coding region: 209-1003 (264 amino acids)
Source: RefSeq, a predicted model, not a curated record